Oryzias melastigma (Indian medaka) is the source of this 1182-nucleotide messenger RNA. Its product is annotated as NACHT, LRR and PYD domains-containing protein 12-like. Gene Ontology annotation, molecular function: protein binding. The record is from RefSeq and is a predicted model, not a curated record. Lineage: Eukaryota; Metazoa; Chordata; Actinopteri; Beloniformes; Adrianichthyidae. The transcript is spliced from 2 exons. Bases 32 to 805 code for a protein of 257 amino acids.
CCUGACCUUCAUCAACUCUGGACUCAACCUCAUGGAGGAAGACAAAUCUCAGGUCAAUCAACCUGAACUGAAUAGUCCAGUUCUGUUCUAUCAGAGUGCUGUGAAUACGGCCUUACAGAGUCCAAACGGACACCUAGACUUGUUCCUCCGCUUCCUCCUGGGUCUUUCACUGCAGACCAAUCAGAGUCUCCUACGAGGUCUGAUGACUCAGACGGGAAGUAGCUCACAGACCAAUCAGGAAACAGUCCAGUUCAUCAAGGAGAAGAUCAGUGAGGAUCUGUCUGCAGAGAAAAGCAUCAACCUGUUCCACUGUCUGAAUGAACUGAAUGAUGGUUCUCUAGUGGAGGAGAUCCAACAGGUCCUGAGGUCAGGACGUCUCUCCACAGAUAAACUGUCUCCUGCUCAGUGGUCUGCUCUGGUCUUCAUCUUACUGUCAUCAGAAGAAGAUCUGGAAGAGUUUGACCUGAAGAAAUACUCUGUUUCAGAGGAGGCUCUUCUGAGGCUGCUGCCAGUGAUCAAAGCCUCCAACAAAUCUCUAGUGAGUGACUGUUUCCUGUCAGAGAGAAGCUGUGCAGCUCUGUCCUCAGUUCUCAGCUCUCAGUCCUCCAAACUCAGAGUUCUGGACCUGAGUUACAACAACCUGCAGGAUUCAGGAGUGAAGCUUCUGUCUGCUGGACUGGAGAGUCCACACUGUAAACUGGAGAGUCUCAGGUCAGAUUUUAUUCAACUGUUUUUCUCUUUUUCAGAAGACAUUGUCACUGUGCUCACCUCGGCUGUGGCGGGUAGGGUUCUGUCCCAUGGCUAAGUGCUGUGGGGUGUUGCCCUUUGUGUUCCGGGCUGGGUGGGCAAAGUGGCGAUGCCCUAUGUGGUGCCAAGCUACAUUUUGUUUACUCAGUUUUUUAUUCCAUGAUUUUACUGUUUUCAUAUGAAGGGUUGAGGCUCAUACCAGGGGGAUGUGGGGUGGGGCUAAUGUGGGUUUCUUGGGUGGAUGUUAGGAUGAUUAAGUGCAUAUGUCGGGUGGGUGUUGGGCGGAAUUGAGGUGGGGUGUUGGUAUGAUUAAUGUACUGUAUGUAUAUUGCUUGUGUCUUGUAUAUUUUUAAUUUUUUGUUCUCAUUGUUUUUAUGUGCAGUGCUUCGAGCUGCCUCAAGAAAAUGAAAGGCGCUUUACUACUAAAAGUUGAUU